CACAUACCCAUGUGACCAAUAAUGCUCCUCCAUCAACUGCUUAGAUUUAAUCAAUCAAAUAUCUAAAUCCCAUUCUACCAAAAAUAAGAAAUUGAUCUCUCUCUCUUUCCUCUGCAAAUGGGAAGAAAUCUUGCGCUCACAUUGGCUUUGACAAGCCUCUGCAUUGGACUAGUUGCAGCAGAUUGGAACAUUUUGAAGCAGAAAAGGAAACAUUAUGGAUUGAAGUCUAGCUUGAAGAACUAUUGUGAAAGUUGGAGGAUUAAUGUGGAGCUAAACAACAUUAGGGAAUUUGAGGUUGUGCCUCAGGAAUGUGUGGCUUACAUCAAGCAUUACAUGACAUCUUCUCAGUAUGAAGCAGACUCUGAGAGAGCAAUUGAAGAGGUGAGACUCUAUCUCAGCAGUUGCUGCACUCUGGAAGGUGAUGGUAAAGAUGCUUGGAUUUUUGAUGUUGAUGAUACCCUUUUGUCUACCAUUCCUUUCUACAAGAAACAUAAUUUUGGGGGAGAGAAGUUGAAUACAACCUUGUUGGAAGAAUGGAUGAAAGAAAGCAAGGCACCAGCUCUAGAUCACACCUUCAAUCUUUUCCAUGAGAUAAAAAAUAAAGGGGUCAAAAUCUUUCUUAUCUCCUCAAGAAGUGAAACCCUAAGAUCUGCUACUGUGGAUAACCUUAUCAAUGUUGGGUAUCAUGGAUGGUCUAGUCUCAUAUUAAGGGGUCUUGAAGAUGAACUCACAAGAGUGCAAGAAUACAAAGCUUCAGCAAGAAAAAGAUUGAUGGAUGAAGGGUACCGCAUUUGGGGAAUCAUUGGAGAUCAGUGGAGCAGUUUUGCAGGUCUCCCCACUACUAAAAGAACCUUCAAGUUGCCAAAUUCCAUGUACUACCUUUCCUAGAGCUAAUUAAUUAAAACUUUAAUUAUUAUUAUUGAUUAAGAUACUAAGACAUAUGUAAUUUGCAUAUUUAAACUCUCCAGUAUAUGCUUGUUAAAAUAAUCAUCCUACAUUCUUAUUGUUGCA
Messenger RNA from Hevea brasiliensis (rubber tree), 1011 nucleotides. Its product is annotated as acid phosphatase 1. The record is from RefSeq and is a predicted model, not a curated record. Bases 118 to 888 code for a protein of 256 amino acids. Gene Ontology annotation, molecular function: acid phosphatase activity. The transcript is spliced from 3 exons. Lineage: Eukaryota; Viridiplantae; Streptophyta; Magnoliopsida; Malpighiales; Euphorbiaceae.